AUGGAGCGUCUGAACUGGGUAUCCAGCGCCGAUCCUAAGCUUGCCAGUGCAUCUGCGUGCGCGUUCUCUGCUCGGGGCACUUGCUGGAUGGUGAAGGUGGGAAACGCCUUCAAUAACUCUUGGACUUUGUCAAGGUACAGGAUCAUCCUCGGGUGCUUCGCCACGUACUCUCCUAAGGCUUGA
Prunus armeniaca (apricot) is the source of this 183-nucleotide messenger RNA. The record is from the annotation of a GenBank genome assembly. NCBI's taxonomy places the organism in Eukaryota, Viridiplantae, Streptophyta, Magnoliopsida, Rosales, Rosaceae.